Molecule: messenger RNA, 7562 nt
Organism: Hemicordylus capensis (graceful crag lizard)
Lineage: Eukaryota; Metazoa; Chordata; Lepidosauria; Squamata; Cordylidae
Exons: 2
Coding region: 816-1835 (339 amino acids)
Source: RefSeq, a predicted model, not a curated record
UCGGCCGGAGGAGGAGGAGGAGGAGGGUUGUUGGCGCUGCUGGCGCUGCUGGAGAAAGCGGGGUGCGCUGCGGCCUCGGGGGCCCGCCGGAGCCGCGAGAGGGCUACGCGCGCCUGCUGGGACAAGUGCCUUCUUCGACCUCCGGAAGCUCCCGCGCUGCUCUUUGCUCCUGCGUGGCCGUGCUCGGGCCGCGCCUAGUUUGGCCUCCGCGCGAAAGCCGCCAUUUUAAACGCGCGCCUCCCCGCUCCGCGGCUCUUCUUGGCGCCCUUGGCUCGCGGCCCUCUUGGGCGCUGGGCCUGGCGGCCGCUCCCCUUCCCACCUCUCGGCCUUCACCCGACCCUUCCCCCGCCCCCUGCCGAGCUUCUGAUCGAGGCGUCGCUGCCGCGUUCCUGGCCUGCUUCAUUCUCGCACGUGGCGGCCUGCCCUUGUAGCUUGGUCUUGGCCUUUGUGGCUCCUGCAAAUAAGGAAGGGGUGGGGGGCCUACAUAACAGCAACAAAAGCAUUUUAAAUGAUUAACUGUUUUAAAUUGUUGCCCUGAUUUUCAGGGCUUUUAGCUGCUUUAUUGGUUUUAUUGUGUUUUAAUAGUUUGAUUUUAAUUGUUAGUUUGUUAACUGUUUUUAUCUUGCUGUGAACUGCCCUGGGCCAUUUUGGAAGGGUGGAAUAUAAAUAUAAUAAAUAAGUAAAAGAAGUUGGUGGGGAGUUAAGCCUGCCUCCCCAUUAAGGAUCUGGGUUAACUAUAAUUUUAAAAAGAGGUGGUGAAGUAAAUAAGGGGCUCUCUGCUGCAGUGCAAGGUAAGGCACAAGCAGCCCCUUAGCAUGCCUCCGAAAAAGCCCCGAGGCAAAGGGCCUGCUCCAAAGCGAGCACCCUGCAAGUGCCCAGCCCCUGUUUUGUUGUCAUCCUCUGAGGAUGAGGGUGACAUGGCUCUGGCAGUGGCCUUGUCACGGAGCAAGGUCCUGCAAAAAAGGGGCUCUUCCAGUUUGGAAGAUGGGGUGGGGCCUAGCCGUCGCAGGCGGGGAACCCAAGCUAAAUCUAAGGAUGUUUUAUUGCAGGAGUUGCAGCUGCGACUUGAUGCCUUGGAAGCUGCCAUUAAGCACACUGUAUCUGCCCCAUCUGAAACAGUUCCAGAAGCUGAGAUUAAGCAGGAGCCUGAAGCGAUUCCAGCUCCUGAGAUUAAGCAGGAGCCUGGUGUAGCCAGAGGCCGUCCUUUGGGCAAGUAUGGGUCUCCACCUUACAACCCUGCAAGGGGGACACAGCCUGCUAGUCUUAAAAGUCAGCCCUUGCACCCAACAGCACAAGUGAGUGCCUGUGGCCCCAAGGUUCAGCUUCCACCACCUAGUGCACCUGGGGGUGUGCACCUCCCAGCACCAUUUGUCCUGGGUGGGUAUGCCAUGCCCCCAGUGACCCAAGCAGGCAUGCCUGGUUAUGGGCAGGGCUCUAGCUCAGCCAGUCCUUAUGCUGCGCAGCAAGGGCAGGCAGGCCCAUGCUGGCAGGGAGCUCUGCCACAGUGGGGCCCUAGGUGCUGCCUGCAUGCUACCCUGUGGGGGCCUGUCCAAGGUGGGGUCCCUGACCCUAGGUGCUACCCCUACAGUGAUGCUCCCCAGACUCAGGGAGCUCAUUUGCACCCCACCACUAAGGAAAAAAUAUGGAACAAUGAGUAUGUUGACAUCUUCUCUCUUCUUUUCAGUGAGUCAAAGACCGUAACUGUGGACCGUAACUGGUCCAACUGGCUGUCCGGCUAUCUCGUAUUCGUAGAUGUGGUUCUCCAGCGGCAGCCCUGGCGUGCUUACUCCCUCAUUAACCUCAUGUAUGCUGACAGCAGCUCUCCAAGAACAUAAAGUGCUUCCAGCUACAGUGUAACCUUCCCAAAAAAGAUCCUGUUGUGGAAGCAGCUGGAAAGGAAAUGGAAAAGGUGUAGGUGUGCUCUGCAGGAAGUUCAAAGUGGUAAGGUUCACUCUCCUCAGUUCUCCCCAGCACUGAAUAAGCCAAAGCCCCACCUAUUUAAGAAUAGUAGCACUACAAACAGUCUAUACAUGCAGGUACUGGAUUCUUCCAGAUCAUUAAAUCUGGGAUCUGCAAAGCUCCCAUGCAAGCUCCAAAUACAGUCCACACACACAAUAGGCUUCCAUGCUCCUUGCUAGUACAAUCUUUUCUGGCCACAUGCUAAACAAGGGCCUUGAGUGAUUUUUCAUAGCACUAUCUGCUGGCCCCAUUAAUGUGAUGUGUAUAACAUGUACCAGGUUUAGCAUGGAUGGGAGAUUAUGUAAUGUGGAAAGGAAAGAUCAUGCCAUCAAGUCAGUGUUGACUUCUGGUGACCACAGAGCCUUGUGGUUUUCUUGGUAGAAUACAGGAGGGGUUUACCAUUGCCUCCUCCCUCGUAGUAUGAGAUGAUGGCUUUCAGCACCUUCCUAUAUUGCUGCUGCUUGAUAGGUAUUUCCCAUAGUCUGGGAAAUAUACCAGUGGGGAUUCAAACUGACAGCCUCUGGCUCCCUAGGCAAGUUGCUUCCCCACUUCCCCAUUGGUGGCUAUAAGCAAUGGAUGGUGGGUGGGCCACUGUGAAACAGGAUGCUGGACUAGAUGGGCCUUGGGCCUGAUCCAGCAGGGCUGUGUUUAUGUUCUUAAUGUGAACCCCCUGUAAAAAGUGAGCGAACAAGGUGUGAUAAAACUCCCAUUGUCUGCCUUGGCAGUGGAUUGGGAAAAGGGGGGUAGCACUUUCUUCUGAAGGGGAGUUGCUUCUGGACCCAUCUUUGCUCCUGAAGGCCCAGCUGGUAACUGUGGCCAAGAACCAUUGUACAAUUUCUGUCUGAUAACAGAGUGGCCAUUUAGUGGCCCUUAUUAAUGUAUUGUAUACAGUAUUGAGAACAUUUUUAUACCAUUUAAUAGUUAUGAAACAGUUAAUCUGUAUUAAGUGAAUCUGAGCAUAUACCCUAGUUUAAGAACAUAAGUGCUUUGGAAGAUCAAACCAAUAUUCAUCCACAGCCCACAGCCCUAUCCUUCAAAAUCUGCUUGUAAUGGGACUCAGUGUACCCAUUUAGUGUGCAUAGAAUUAUAGCUCUAGUGCAGCAUUUAUUGCAAGAAUCCGAGCAACCAGCAAGAUUAGAUGAUCCACUGGAAACUGGCCAGUCACAGUCUGCCUUCUGCCCACUUUUGCUCUUCAGCCGAGUACUCAUAAAUGUUAUUUGUGUCACUGGCAUCCCUUCAGGCAGGGAGAUGAUCUAGAUCAGUGUUUCUCAAUGUUUCUGGAGUCAUGGACUGGUACAUUAUUCAUACACAGUUUUCUGGACAAGCAGUUAGUCCUGGACCCCCUCACCCCCAACUCCACCCACCUCCCAAAAAGCAAUUUUGGGCAGUUCUCCGGAGCUCAUUUCCAGACGGCCCUCUCCUGGAUAAUGUUCAUUUCAAGGAAGUAAAAUGAAUAUUAUCCAGCAGCUGCCUAGAAAUGAGCUCCAGAGAGUUCCUGGUGGCCCCCGCCAGCCCAAAACUCUUUUUUGGGGGGUGAUUUUAUGAGUGAUGCCUUCAUGGCAGAGGAUAUUGAGCAUAUACCUGUUCCUGAACCAGGCUUUUUAGGGAUGGAGGCUAAAGAACUGAGUCAGAUAGAAGUGACAAGAGAUGACGUUCUAAACUGUCUGGGAAAAUGGAAAACUAACAAAUCGCCAGGGCCGGAUGGCAUCCAUCCAGGGGUCCUCAAAGAACUCAAAUGUCAAAUUGCCGACCUCCUUGAUAAAAUAUAUAACUUAUCCCUGCAAUUGGGCUCUGUACCUGAGGACUGGAGAGUAGCAAAUGUAACACCGAUUUUCAAAAAGGGAUCCAGGGGCGAUCCGGGAAUUACAGGCCGGUUAGCCUAAUGUCCGUUCCAGGCAAAUUGAUGGAAAGCAUCCUCAAGGAUAAAAUUGUAAAGCACAUAGAAGAACAGGCCCUGCUGGGAGUGAACCAGCAUGGCUUCCGCAAAGGUAAAUCUUGCCUCACCAACCUUUUGGACUUCUUUGAGAGUGUCAACAAGUAUGCAGAUCAAGGUGAUCCAGUUGACAUAGUAUACCUGGACUUCCAAAAAGCUUUUGACAAAGUCCCGCAUCAAAGACUCCUGAGGAAACUUAGCUGUCAUGGGAUAAGGGGACAAGUACAUGUGUGGAUUGCUAACUGGUUGAAAGGAAACGGAGGGUAGGUAUAAAUGGAGAGUUUUCACAAUGGAGGGAAGUAAGAAGUGGAGUCCUCCAGGGAUCUGUACUGGGACCGGUGCUUUUUAAUUUAUUCAUAAAUGAUCUAGAAGCAGGGGUAAGCAUCAAGGUGGCCAGAUUUGCAGAUUACACCAAACUUUUUCAGGUAGUGAAAUCCAAAACUAUUUGUGAGGAGCUCCAAAGGGAUCUCUCCAAACUGGAGGAGUGAGCAACAAAGUGGCAAAUGCAGUUCAGUGUUGGCAAGUGUAAAGUGAUGCACAUUGGGACGAAAAACCCCAACUUCAAGUAUAUGCUGAUGGGAUCUGACCUGUUGGUGACUGACCAGGAGAGGGAUUGUGGGGUCGUGGUGGACAGCUCGUUGAAAGUGUUGACUCAAUGUGCGGCAGCUGUGAAAAAGGCCAAUUCCAUGCUAGGGAUCUUUAGGAAGGGGAUUGAAAAUAAAACGGCUAAUAUUAUAAUGCCCUUAUACAAAAUCAUGGUGCUGCCACACCUGGAGUACUGCAUACAAUUCUGGUCACUACAUCUAAAAAAAGACAUUGUAGAACUGGAAAAGGUGCAGAAGAGGGCAACCAAGGUUAUCGGGCCUAGAGCACCUUUCUUACGAGGCAAGACUACAACACCUGGGGCUUUUUAGUUCAGAAAAAAGAUGACAUGAUAGAGGUCGAUAAAAUCAUGUAUGGUGUGGAGAAAGUGGAUAGAGAGCAAUUCUUCUCCCUCUCCCAUAGCACUAGAACAGGGCUGCACAACUCAAAUGCCCUGAUGGGCCGGAACCAUCCACAACUUGGUGUGCAGGGGCCAAGCUCACAUUUGAACCCCAUGCUAACUUGGCAAAGAGGCACCUUCUAACGUGGUGAUUCUCUUUAUUUAGCAGGGGGAGAAUUACUGGCCCUAUCCACCCCCAGCACAGUACUUCCAGUGACUGUUGCUGGUGUGUAUCUUAUGUUUCUUUUAGAUUGUGAGCCCUUUGGGGACAGGGAUCCAUCCAUCUUAUUUAUUUAUUAUUUAUCUGUGUAAACCACCCUGAGCCAUUUUUGGAAGGGUGGUAUAGAAAUUGAAUUAAUAAUAAUAAUAAUAAUAAUUAUUAUUAUUUAAUUAAUUUGUAGCACAUUAAGACAUUAAAAUUAAAUAUUAUUAGUUACUUGUGGCUCUGUUUCCCCUGUCAAUAGACCCAUAGUUUUAACCAAGGAUAGUGGCCAGAGACUGGGUCCUGUCCCUGCUCAAUCAGUGGGGCCCCUGGAGUGCAUGCCAACCCCAAACAAAUGCCAAGUCCUCUCCUCUUCCUAAAUUGUUGAUGCUUUCAGGCUGCAAUGCUAGGCAUGCUUACAUGGGAGUAAGCCUCACUGGGUACACCAUGGAGUAUAUGACUGAGAAAGCAUGCACGGGAUGGUGCUAUAAGGCAGUUACCAGCUCCUGUCUUGCUGCAGGAUACCUGAGGGCCAGUAAAAUAGUCCCUGCGGGCCGAAUCCGGCCCCCGGGUCUUAUGUUGUGCAGGCCUGGACUAGAACCAGGGGUCAUCCCAUGAAAUUGAUUGCCAGGAAAUCUAGGAGCAACAAACGGAAGUACUUUUUCACACAACACGUAAUCCACUUGUGGAAUUCUCUGCCACAAGAUGUGGUGAUGGCCAACAACCUGGAUGGCUUUAAGAGGGGUUUGGAUAACUUCAUGGAGGAGAGGUCUAUCAAUGGCUAUUAGUCGGAGGGCUAUAGGCCACCUCCAGCCUCAAAGGCAGGAUGCCUCUGAGUACCAGUUGCAGGGGAGUAACAACAGGAGAGAGGGCAUGCCCUCAACUCCUGCCUGUGGCUUCCGAUGGCACCUGGUGGGCCACUGUGCAAAACAGGAUGCAGGACUAGAUGGGCCUUGGGCUUGAUCCAGUAGGGCUGUUCUUAUGUUCUUAAGUACCCAAUGCCUCACGGACCGGCACCAGUCCAUGGACUGGUGGUUGAGAAACACUGACCUAGAUGAGGAUUCAGUUAAGGUCCACAUUCAUAAUUGUAUCACUAAAUGACAUCAAAAUUCAAAUGCUCUUUGUCCCCAGUAUAAUCCAAAGAAACAUCCCAUCUAGCUCACAAGAGAAAUGCAGAUGCACCUUCUCUAUUGCCAGCAUCCAUUACUCAAAAGUCCACUGCCUCUGAAUACAGAAUAUUAGUUUUUGACCUAUCAUGCCUGCUAGGGAAAAUGAGUAAAUCUGGAUGUCUGAAUAAAUUUGCUUGAAAGUAGUCAGCAUUAAAUUUAAAAACACACACCAAAUAAGGAACACUUUAGAGAAAUGGUAGUUAAUGCUGUUCAUAUCAGUUUGAGAAGGGAAAGAGACUCAAUUAGGCAGUGGAGAUUAUUGCCUCAGUGACUGUAAGCCUCAGCUUAUGGUCAGGUUUGUUUCAGCCCAGCCACCAACUCUUGUGUGCUUAACGCACCCAUCAGCCUGCACAAAUAGCAAGCUAUAACUGCUUCUGAGACUUGGCCCACAAUAGCAGGAAGGCAGAAAGAUCCUGAGGUGAUGAAGUGUAUUUCAGGUUGCAAUGCAUAUCCAGGAUGUCACUUUCUAACUUUUUCUAAGAUUUAAAAUUAUGCAAGUAAGAAAAUUAAUGCAAAUAGUUCUGCAAGUAAGAAAACUGAAUUAUGUGGGAGGACACCAGAGGGCCCUUUGAACUGAGCUUGGUAACGAAUCCAGAGUCAAUGGAACUGGAACAACAGAGAAAUGACAUGGUCCCUGUAUUGAGUCCCGCGUCUGGCCGCAGAGAUCUGCACCAGCUAGUUUCCGAAGAGGCUACAGAAGCAGCCCCUCGCAUCAGAUCACAGUAGUCGUGCUUAGAUGUGACAGAGACUUUUAAACACCUUGCCCCUACCGCACAACCAGUUUAGCCUCCACUCCAUCCUCGAGCAUUUCCUCAGCACAGAAUUUUGGGAGCAAAAAGAAAAAGGUGGAAAGGAAAACGAGACAGACCAAAGAAAUAAUCAGAGGGGAAGCACCAGAACGAACCGAGGUGCUUUGCAAAGGAUGGUUCUUAAAUACUUUUCAUAGAAGAUUAUGAAGACUUCAAACAGUAUUCAUCUGUAUUUUCUAAUACUUUUAAAGAAGCAGCCUAACUCCUUAAUAAACCUCCCUUAGUUUUCACGGCACAUUUCCCCCCGCACUGCACCAAACGUGUCCAGCUGCCCGCUAGAGUGGAAAAUCAUUGGUGCCAGCAGCAGGCCCAUAGGCUUGCCAGCUCUUAACAGAAGGGGCUCUCUCGGAGAUGUCUCUCCCCACUGCUGCCCCCAUGAAGGCAUUAACAUCUCCAGGACUGCCUUCAACAGGCAUCUGGAGAGAUGCCGAUUCCUGGCGAUUCCAAUUUAGCGCUGGGGAGAGCUGGCAGGCAAUUGUACUCCCCCAAGGAAGAAAAGCACCUUGAC